This is a messenger RNA of Hyaena hyaena (striped hyena), 4130 nucleotides long. It is a transcript of the gene PTPDC1, whose product is annotated as protein tyrosine phosphatase domain containing 1. Gene Ontology annotation, molecular function: protein tyrosine/serine/threonine phosphatase activity. The coding region runs from base 195 to 2444 and encodes 749 amino acids. NCBI's taxonomy places the organism in Eukaryota, Metazoa, Chordata, Mammalia, Carnivora, Hyaenidae. Gene Ontology annotation, biological process: cilium assembly; protein dephosphorylation. The record is from RefSeq and is a predicted model, not a curated record. The transcript is spliced from 10 exons.
GAAAAGAGCAGAAGGAAAGAAAGAGAGAGAAUCUUAAGGAGGCUCCAUGCUUUGAUGCUUAGUGCAGACCGUGAUGUGCAACUCAAUCCCACUACGCUAGGACGAUGACCUGAGCCGAAAUCAAGAGUUAGACGCUCAACUGACUGAGCCACCCAGGGACCCUGAGACUUUUCUUGCUUCUUGAGCAGACUACCAUGCCUGCGGGAAUCUUGCCUCAAAAUGAAGAACCUCACUCCACUUUGGUGAAUGACAGUGCAUACGCCGCCCACAUGAAGGGGAAUCCAGGACGCCCAGCGCCAAAGUACACAAAGGUGGGAGAGCGGCUGCGGCACGUGAUUCCCGGACAUGUGGCCUGCUCCGUGGCGUGUGGUGGCAGAGCUUGCAAGUACGAAAACCCAGCGCGCUGGAGCGAGCAAGAGCAAGCCAUCGAGGGGGUCUACUCGUGCUGGGUCACUGACAAUAUCCUGGCCAUGGCUCGCCCGUCCACUGAGCUCCUCGAGAAGUACCACAUCAUCGAGCAGUUCCGAAGCAAUGGCAUAAAGACAAUCAUCAACCUGCAGCGCCCUGGGGAGCAUGCGAGCUGCGGGAACCCCCUGGAGCAAGAGAGUGGCUUCACGUACCUUCCCGAAGCUUUCAUGGAGGCCGGCAUCUAUUUCUACAAUUUCGGAUGGAAGGAUUAUGGUGUGGCGUCGCUCACUGCCAUCUUAGAUAUGGUGAAGGUAACGACAUUUGCCUUACAGGAAGGAAAAGUAGCCAUCCAUUGUCACGCAGGGCUGGGUCGAACAGGUGUUUUAAUAGCAUGUUACUUAGUUUUUGCAACGAGAAUGACUGCCGACCAAGCAAUUAUAUUUGUUCGGGCAAAGCGGCCCAAUUCCAUACAGACUCGGGGACAGCUCCUCUGUGUGAGGGAAUUUACUCAGUUUCUCGUUCCUCUUCGCAAUAUCUUCUCUUGCUGUGACCCCAGAGCACACGCUGUUACGCUAGCACAGUAUCUGAUUCGCCAGCGGCAUCUGCUUCACGGUUAUGAGGCCCGCCUUCUGAAACACAUACCCAAAAUUAUCCACCUUGUUUGCAAAUUGCUGCUGGACUUAGCCGAGAACAGGCCAGUGGCGACGGAAGAGGUGGCAGAGGGGCCCAGCCUGUGCGCGGAGAUUGAAAAGACCGUCUCUGAGGUGGUCACCAUGCAGCUGGACAAAGAGCUCCUGAGGCAGGGCAGCGACGCCUCCGACUCGUUCCCGCCUGCCACAGUGGCUGCGGAUUUUGAGAACCAGGAUGUGAUUCUUUCCAGCGAACAGCAGAUUGACCCUCUUUGGAAGAGGCGGAAUGUCGAAUGCCUUCAGCCCCUGACUCCUCUGAAAAGGCGAUUCAGCUUCAGUGACUCGGACUUAAAGAGGGCUGAGUCGCUUCUGGGGCAGGGGGCAGCUCCGUGGACGGGGCCGGCCCCAGCCUCACAGGGCCAUAACCCCGGGCAGCAGAAGCCCAUAGGCCACUGUCACACUCCCCAGUCUCCACCCCUUGAUCUGAGCAAGGAAACACUGAUCCGAAAUACAUUCUCUUUCUGGAAUCAGGCUAAAUUUGGAGGCCCGGAAGGACUCAGAGAUGAGGGGUCACCGGGUUUCCAUAGGGACACCAUCUCGAAGGAAGUACCGCGGAGUAGAACCUUCUUCUCGGGGGUUUCAGGUUCCUACAACCCUGGGGACCUGGGGAGACCCAGCUUUGCAGAUGCCCCUAAGGAGCCGGACCGCUGUCCCCAGCAAGCGCCCCACCAGUGUGGCGCUCCCACCGCUCACCACCCUGAGACUUCCUAUGGCCCCAGGGACUGUGGCUUGGACUGUGGCUUCCACCACAAUGCACCCUCCUCUGUUGGACCCACAGCCCAGGAUGGCAAAGAUCUGCCUGAGGUGCCUGCGCAGACUGCUCCGCAGGCUGAACUGAGUGUCGAGGCCAGGAGAAUGGUGGCGGCCAAAGCGCUGGCGAAUCUCAGUGAGCUUGCAGAAGAGGAGGAAGUGAGGAGGAAGGUAGAGAUGUGGCAGAAAGAACUAAAUUCCCGGGACGGAGCUUGGGACAGAAUAUGUGGCGAAAGGGACCCUUCCGUCCUGUGCAGUUUGAUGUGGUCUUGGGUGGAGCAGCUGAAGGAGCCAGUGAUCACGGAGGAGGACGUGGCUGUGCUGGCCGGCAGCGCGGGGGCCACAGAAGCGCUGUUUCUGUUGGAGAAGGGCCAGCACCAGACCAUUCUCUGCGUGUUGCACUGCGUCAUGAGCCUGCAGCCGAUCCCUGCGGACGUGGAGGAGGCCAUCCUUGCCCGUGCCAUUAAAGCCUUCACCAAGGUUAGUUUUGACUCUGAAAACGGACCAAUAGUUUACGACACCCUAAAGAAAAUAUUUAAGCACACACUAGAGGAAAAAAGGAAAAUGACGAAAGAUGGCCCUCAGCCUGAUGUGUAGUGACGCUUCCCUGCAGUGGACACCUCAGCCCAGAGACCCAGGCGGUGCUCGUGCGUACAGAUGAACAAGGGGGCGUGGAGCUGCUUCCCAUCGCCGCACUUUAUCUCAGACGCUCUUGGUUUGUGCAAAGCAUGCUCAUUUCUGUUGCGAGCAAUUAUUUAUUUUAAAAUGUCCUUGAGCUACAUUUUUGUGUUGAAAAAUUGCCAUAACGUUGGUGCCACUUUCUUGUAUUUAUUUAACUGAAUUAGUAUUGUGUUAAUAUGUUAAGUACACGGUGUUUACAUCUUUCUUCUUUUUGACAUUUUGGACAAAGUUGUAAUUCUUCUUUCCAAAACAGUUAUUUUGUUGAUGGAGCUUUUGCUGGACUUUUUACCAAAUAGGUAAUUUUAUCAGUAAAACUUCACUGUGGGUCUGUCAGCCUGAUCCAUGACCUAAGGAAGUCACAAAGUGUCUUCAGCUAUUUUGUAUUUGCUAAUAAGGCACUUGAUACAACAUUUUUAAAGGAUUUUUUAAAUUUGGAAUUUUUUUUGUUUUUCCUGUUUAUAAAUGUGUCAAAGGGUUUCAAAGUAUAUAAUUUUUCAGAGUGAUUUAGUUUUGUGUUGAAGCGUGGCUGUGAGGUGGUUGGGAUUUUUUUACUGUAGGAAGUAGACUCGGUCAGGCCUCCAGACGGCCUUGCCAACCUCUCUGCACCUCCAGCCUUACUCCCCCCAAACAGCGUCUUCACAGGAAAUGGUCAGGCGGGCAGUGUAGGCGGCUGCUCUGAAGCAGGGCCGCACAGAUCAGGCACCAGGCCGGGGCAGGUGCUGUGCUGAUGGUGUGAGGGCCACUCAGCCCACACCUCCCACGUCCACCCUUCUGCAGACCCUAGGUCCCUGUCUUCUGCCACUUUUCAUCAUAAGAAUUAAGAUUCUUAAACUAAAAUGUCAGCAUGUAGGCUGCAUUCGCUGUACGGGCUUUAGUUAAGAAGUAAACUACUUGUUGCCUAACUCAUAACUGCCUAACUGGUUCUUUGUGGACCAGGCUGUCAUUCAGCACCUGAAGCUGUAACGAUUGUGUGAAGUACAGAGGCCAGGCCACACGAGUAUCAUUUUUCCCAACAAAUGUGAUAUUAAUCAAACCAGUUUCACACUAAAGCUACCACGUAAUUUUAGAGACAGAAAUUUGGGGGAAGCGAGACUAACCUUGGAUGAGAGUCUCUGACUCCGGCGCUGGCACAUCAGAAACAUUUUAGUCAUUAUUGUUCGUACUAACUCUGGUGACAGAUGCUGAGUACCAUUUCCUCCUACGCUGUUUGAAUUUUCUUAGGAAACCAGAUCCAGUGAAUUUUAAUGAACCGGAUUGCCUGUUGCUGAGAUUUCUCCUUUUUAAGUGCCUGGUCUGAGAAAGAAGGGGAGAAAAGAUUACAUUUUAUCCAAAGGUACAUUAUAAACAUAUGUUUUUUACCUAAAAAGAUGUUUAUCCACGUGUCUGUCAGUGUCACAUGGACAGGGGCCAGCAGGGCUCAUUCGACAAGUGGCUGGCAGUUGGCCUGUGUCUGCGACGGUCAGGUUGGAGGGCAGAUCCCGCGCAGCCACGAUGCAGCCACGGCCAUGCGCCAGCCUGAGAAGGAGGUCGGUGGGAGAAAUAAACCAGGCUGCCUCCAGGUUUUGUAUUUAUUCAAAUAAAAGUGCACACAGCAAACCGUAA